This is a messenger RNA of Physella acuta, 1673 nucleotides long. RefSeq lists its product as uncharacterized. NCBI's taxonomy places the organism in Eukaryota, Metazoa, Mollusca, Gastropoda, Physidae. The record is from RefSeq and is a predicted model, not a curated record.
CCAGUAGUAUCAUCCGAGUUCACAAUACUGUCUAACGAACCAAAUCUGCGUUUACUUUUUAUUUACAUAGCCAUUUUGAUAAGAAAUAAUGGAGAGUGAAUUUCUGUAUCGUAAAAGAUGCACACUAUUAAAUAAAAGUUAGCCUUAAUAACCAACAAUUCUCUGAAGAUGAACCGCAAAUCAGUGGAUAGUGAUGAUUCAAGUUCUGAUUGGGAUACCACAGUAGCUGAAUCUCCAACCCACAAAGAACCACCACCUCCAGUUGUCUUAAAAAAUCAAGUUUCAGAGAAAAUUAAUGAAGGAGAUUAUGCUACUGUUACCCCAAAACCUCGAACUAGUAUCAAAGAUGAGGGAGUGUCAAAAUCUCCCGCUUUAAAGUCUACACAACCAGACAUUAAAAAAAAAGACAAACCAGCUGGGCCCAACAACAGCGGAAUUGUUUCUCCACCUCCUCAUCUGACUACAUUUCAAAAUGCUCUUUCAGACUACUCAACUGUUUAUGAAGCUGUCCCAGAUAUUCCUCCCAGAGGCUAUGAAGGAAAAGGAAAACUUUACACAGUGCCUGAGACUGAACCUUACUCAUCUCCUAAACAUGAUGGAAUUAACUGGGAUGACAGUGAUGAGGAAGAGAGAGUUCUUAAGGAGUUGCGACGUGAACGUGAGAAACAGAAGAAACAGCAACCGAUUUCAUGGGACAGAAAGCCCCAGACAAUCAGUGAUAAAACUUUAGCCGCAGCUGAUAACCAUGGGUAUGUUCCCAGUCCCAAAAUAACAAGAUCAAGUGAGUCAAAUAUAGAUCGUUGGGCGAAAAUCAGUGAACCUCAUCAGAUGAAAUCUCCAUCAUUAAAGAUCAAUGAAAUCAGCUCUGAUCCAGUUAAAAAAACAUUACAUUUAGAAAACAGUGAUAGUAAACCACCAUUUCAUCAGGCAAACAGAGGAAAGAUUUUAACUUCUCCAGUGAUCAUCAAAGAUGCUACUGGGAAAAGCUGUAUCUUUUACUUUGAAGAGGGCAACCCACAUUUUUUGGAAGUGUCAGAAGAUGAAGUUGAUGCUUAUUUGCCAGAGAAAGUUGAUGAAUGGGAAAAGUUAUUCAGACGUGUUUGGAGAGAAAUCUUUGCAGCACUUCGAAUAGUCACAUCAAUAUUUAUAUUAUUUGUGGCAGAGCUUAUACUUUUUCUGGUUCAUCAUAUUUUGCGUCCACUAAUCCUUGACUCAACACGAGCUAUUGGGGACUUUUUGCUGAAACCCUUUUUAACCCUUAUUUUCAAUGUCAUUCUGCAACCCUUUUUUGCCCUGAUGUGGAACACACUGAAUGCUCUUGCUCAAGCAUUUGAACCCAUAAUUAGACUCUUGGGAGCUUUAUUAACUCAGGUGGCAAUAGUUGUGAGAGCUUUUAGACUUUUUGUGAUUCAUUGGAACUCAGCACCACCAUCAAGCUACCGUCAUGAAAUGGAGAUGGUCUGAUUUUAACCUUGAAUAUUCAAGAUGAAUUUAAAAAGCCUGGAUAUUCAUAAAGAAGAAUGUUGUUGUUGUUAAAAUUGUACAAUUUUAAAAAUAUGUAUUUCCAUUGUUAUUGCUUUUUUAUUAAUAUUUUUAAAAAGUAUCUUUAAUCAUUAUUACGACUUUAAAAAGUGACUAAAACAUGUUCAUACAUGCAUAACAUUACCUAACAA